Molecule: messenger RNA, 2197 nt
Organism: Ceratotherium simum simum (southern white rhinoceros)
Lineage: Eukaryota; Metazoa; Chordata; Mammalia; Perissodactyla; Rhinocerotidae
Gene: EFHC1
Product: EF-hand domain containing 1
Biological process (GO): mitotic spindle organization; cilium-dependent cell motility; mitotic cytokinesis
Cellular component (GO): axoneme; mitotic spindle
Molecular function (GO): alpha-tubulin binding; calcium ion binding
Source: RefSeq, a predicted model, not a curated record
GUAUUACCAUGGAGCUUCAGGGCGCCGGCGGACGCGGCUCGUCGCCCGGGCAACCGCGGAGGACUAAACCCGGCCCAGGUGGCGGCGGCUAUAGCGGCUGCGAUGGUGUCCAACCCCGUGCAUGGCCUGCCCUUUCUCCCGGGCAUGUCCUUUAAGGACUCCACGAAAACUGCAUUUCAUAGAAGCCAGACACUGAGCUACAGGAACGGCUAUGCAGUUGUUCGACGUCCGACAGUUGGGAUCGGUGGGGACCGGCUCCAAGUCAACCAGCUGUCCCAGGCUGAGCUGGAUGAGCUGGCCAAUAAGGCCCCCGUUCUGACAUAUGGCCAACCAAAGCAGGCCCCACCUGCAGAGUUCAUUCCUGCUCACGUGGCUUUUGACAAAAAGGUGCUGAAAUUUGAUGCCUAUUUCCAAGAAGAUGUUCCUAUGUCAACUGAGGAACACUAUAGGAUCCGUCAAGUGAAAAUUUACUACUAUCUAGAAGAUGACAGCAUGUCUGUCAUCGAGCCUGUUGUGGAAAACUCUGGGAUCCCUCAAGGCAAGUUAAUCAAACGCCAGCGGCUAGCCAAGAAUGACCGGGGAGACCAUUACCAUUGGAAAGACCUAAAUCGAGGAAUAGACAUUACAAUUUAUGGCAAAACUUUCCGUGUUGUUGACUGUGACCGAUUCACACAGGUCUUUUUGGAAAGUCAAGGAAUUGAACUCAAUCCGCCAGAGACGAUGGCUCUCGAUCCUUACACCGAACUCCGGAAACAGCCUCUUCGUAAGUAUGUCACCCCAUCGGACUUUGAUCAACUCAAGCAGUUUCUCACCUUUGACAAACAAGUUCUUCGAUUCUAUGCAAUCUGGGAUGAUACAGAUAGCAUGUUUGGUGAAUGUCGGACCUACAUCAUUCAUUACUAUCUUAUGGAUGAUACGGUGGAAAUUCGAGAGGUCCACGAACGGAAUAAUGGGCGAGAUCCCUUCCCACUCCUGAUGAACCGCCAGCGUGUGCCCAAGGUUUUGGUGGAGAAUGCAAAAAACUUCCCUCAGUGUGUGCUGGAAAUCUCUGAUCAAGAGGUGUCAGAAUGGUAUACUGCCAAAGACUUCAUCGUGGGGAAACCACUCACUAUCCUCGGGAGAACUUUCUUCAUUUAUGAUUGUGAUCCAUUUACUCGACAGUAUUACAGAGAAAAGUUUGGAAUCUCCGAUUUACCACGUGUUGAUGUGAGCAAGAAGGAGCCACCUCCUGUAAAACAGGAAUUACCUCCCUAUAAUGGUUAUGGACUAGUUGAAGACUCUGCUCAGAAUUGCUUUGCUCUCAUUCCAAAACCUCCGAGAAAAGAUGUUAUUAAAAUGCUUGUGAAUGAUAACAAAGUGCUUCGUUACUUUGCUGCACUGGAAUCCCCCAUCCCAGAAGACAAAGACCGUCGAUUUGUCUUCUCUUAUUUUCUGGCCACCGACAUGAUCAGUAUCUUUGAGCCUCCUGUUCGCAAUUCUGGUAUCAUUGGGGGCAAGUACCUUGGCAGAACUAAAGUUGUCAAACCAUACUCAUUGGUGGAAAACCCCGUCUACUACAGCCCUAGUGACUUCUUCAUUGGUGCUGUGAUUGAGGUGUUUGGCCACCGGUUCGUCAUCCUUGAUACAGACGACUAUGUUUUGAAAUACAUGGAAAGCAAUGCUGCCCAGUAUUCACCGGAAGCACUCUUGUCAGUUCAGAACCAUGUUCGAAAGCGAGAACCUCCCGCACCAGAAUUGGAAAACAAGCAGACUGAAGUGGAUCCAGGCGUGCAAGAACUGGAAGCAUUAAUAGACACAAUCCAGAAGCAGCUGAAGGAUCAUCCAUGCAAAGACGGCAUUCGUGAGGCAUUUCAAGUUUAUGACAAGGAAGCUUCAGGAUAUGUGGACAAAGAGAUGUUCUUUAAAAUCUGUGACUCUCUUAACGUCCCAGUUGAUGAUUCCUUGAUCAAGGAGUUAAUCAGGAUGUGCUCUCACGGAGAAGACAAGAUCGACUACUAUAACUUUGUUCGUGCUUUCUCCAACUGACCUGCUGCUGAGAGAAUGCAGUACAGUUUUUUGAGGUUGGACCUACACUUUGAAAUAUACCUUGUACCCUUUAUAGAAGCAUUUACGGAGCUCUUGAAAUUGUAUUUCUUUUUUGGUUCUUCUGUUUCCCUACUACUGAAGUCUAAAUUAAACUGGGUCUUGUAGGAGCUAA